GGCUCAAGGCGUUAAAGUGAAUGUCAAUGACCAUGAUGGCUUCACUCCUCUCAUUUACGCCAUCAUCAAUAGCCACACUCGAUGUGUAGAGAUUCUUCUGGAAAACGGUGCAAGUGCUGAACCACACAACGAUGGUCACAACCCACUCUCACUUGCUUGUCAUUACGGCCACACAGAGAUUACAAUGCUGUUAUACCGGUUUGGAGCCAAAAGCAUUCCGAACCCUGAAGGAUUGUACCCACUGCAUAUUGUGGCUAGAGAAGGUCAUAUCGAACUCUGCAAAAUACUGUCACAAGAAAAGGACAAUCUCGACGUUCCAGACAAGUACAGGCUGUAAGGUCAACGUGAAGGAUGAAAACGGAAAGACAGCUUUGUACUAUGCCGCUUGGGAAGGCAAGAUGGAUUGUGUGGAACUCUUGAUCAAAGCUGGUUGUGAACUGGAGACGGUAGAAGAUGCCACCAUGCAAGAUACAACUGAAACCGCUUCCGAUGAAAACAUGGAUGAUCUCGACAUCGACACCAUUCCAAGUCUAUCUUUACCACCACCCAUCAUACCAUUCCGUAUUUAUGGUCAUAACUAUUUGGUCAAGAAACACCAAGUCCAGAUCACUCUCGGUUAUCAUUCUAGCAUGCGAAAUGAGACCCCAGUUGUGCUUUAUGGCAACACGGAAAUGUCGUCCCUAAAACUAAUUAUUACAUCGCGACCGGAUACUGGCAUGAUCCCACACAGCGUUAUUUUACCUUUGGUUGAUGAAAGAGAAAUCUUUACCUUCCAAGUCAAUAACCUGGAAGACUUCUUCCUUGAAUUUGAUAUUUACCCAACUUUUGGCUCCAAAGUCAUCGGUCGCGGUGUGGCUUUACCCUCCGCCUUCAGCAUCAAUAACGCUCAAGGCGUUCUCAAGGGCAGUAAUGCAAAGCAAACCAUACCAUUAUUCGACAGUCACUUGAAAGUAGUUGGAGAGCUCACAUUUGAGUUUGCGGUUAUCAAACCAUUCCAUGGUGUUCAACUCGAAAUUGGCGGCCGUAUCGAAACAUACUGGAAGUCUACAAAUACCAUUGCCCCACCUCCAAUCUCAACUUCAUCGCUAUCAGCAUCCGAUAACGCAGUUCCUGGAAGUCAUACUGGAACGCCAUCAAUGUCAAAUCCUACUGCUGGUACCACUGUGAGCGCCGUCCCUUCAUUGAUCACCGCUUCGUCAUUGUCUGGCGAUUACUUGAAGGUGGUGGUCCAGGUGACGAGAGAUUUGGUGCCGGUCGUGUUUGCCAAUUGGCGACUUCCUGUCGACCAAUUUGACUUGUUCGUUUCCGAUGUCGCCUUUGACCAGUUCAGAGCUCUGGGAGAUCGAAUCACCAGCGCUAUCAAGGUCGAAAAUGUCGAUGGUGAAGGCGAAGUCGAUUACCAGACCGGUAACAGUAGCUUAAUUCGACAGUAUAGCGAUCAGCAACCUAUGAUAUCAUUAGAACAAUUGCUAAAGAACCUCCCACAAUCUAUGGGCGUCAAUUUGGAAAUUCGUUACCCUAUGCCCAGCGAUCUUGUUGAGCAUGGAUUUGCGAACAUUGCUGGUUGCAAUGACUAUGUAGAUGCCAUCCUUCAAUGUGUCUACGAUCACGUACAUGCUGCCAAUCUGGCCAACAGUAACAACGAUGAAAACGGGCCUGCCAAUCGAUCCCUUUUCUUUUCCUCUUUCAAUCCUUCCAUUUGUACGGCGCUCAACUGGAAACAGCCAAACUACGCUGUCUUCUUCAACACUCACUGCGGUGUUAAAAGGUCAGCAACGAGACGUGGUGGCAAGCGAAAGGAACCAGAUGUUCAUGUACCAUCGCUCAUCACUAACGUAAAGGAGAGUGGGCUUAUUCUGACGACGUUUGGGCCGGCCAACGUCAAUCCACAAAACGUGAAAGUUCAGGAGCGAUACGGUGUAGAAGCGAUGAUCAUUAAUGGUAUCACACGUUAUAAUGGCACAGAUUCAUAGGAAAUGAAUGUGAACAAGCUUGUUAUUAUUUAAUUCUUUUUUACUUCAUGUACACACACUCGCAUACAGUCAUACAAAUCAAAAAUCCCAUUAUACAAAAUUUUUUCUUGGUUCGCUGUUCACAAUAGAAGUCUUCGUACAACGACCUUCAAUUGCUUGCUGUGCACUUUAUCAUCUUGA
This is a messenger RNA of Umbelopsis ramanniana AG, 2153 nucleotides long. RefSeq lists its product as uncharacterized. Bases 132 to 1973 code for a protein of 613 amino acids. The record is from RefSeq and is a predicted model, not a curated record. Gene Ontology annotation, biological process: glycerophospholipid catabolic process. NCBI's taxonomy places the organism in Eukaryota, Fungi, Mucoromycota, Umbelopsidomycetes, Umbelopsidales, Umbelopsidaceae. The transcript has 5 exons. Gene Ontology annotation, molecular function: protein binding; phosphoric diester hydrolase activity.